Molecule: messenger RNA, 2977 nt
Organism: Periconia digitata
Lineage: Eukaryota; Fungi; Ascomycota; Dothideomycetes; Pleosporales; Periconiaceae
Source: the annotation of a GenBank genome assembly
UUUAGUUGAUCAAAUGGCUGACCGUGGCGGCCGUGGUGGUGGUCGGGGUGACUACAGAGGCCGUGGUAGGGGUGAUGGUGCUCCCCGAGGUGGAGGUGGCUUUCGGGGUGGCGAUCGUGGAAGAGGUGGCGGAGGGUAUGAUCGUGGUGGAAGAGGUGGAGGAGGCUAUGAUCGUGGUGGCAGAGGAGGUGGAGGCAGAGGCAGAGGCAGAGGUGCUCCUCGCGAGAUCAAGGUCUACCGAGAAGGGCAGAUACCCACCCCGGAUCCUGAGGUCACCAAGGUUGAGAAUGCAAUUGUACAGGAUUUAUCUCAGCCGCUUGCCGGAUUGUCAGUGGACAGUCAGGACAACCUUCCUCUGAGACCAGGCUAUGGGAAGGUAGGACGCGAAGUCGUGCUUUGGGCGAAUUACUUCGAGCUCAAAGGAGUAGCCCCGGAUACAAUACUUUACCGAUAUUCCGUCAAUGUUCAGGGUGAGACUGGGGAUAGCUUGCCCAAACCCAAGAGAAAGCGACUUAUAGAGCUUUUACUUCAGCAACCCCCAUUCUCGGGAGCUCGCGUAGCCAGUGACUGGAGCCAGAGCCUGGUAUCAGCGACGGAGCUCGACCUUGGCAGCCAGAAUGCUGCUUACGACAUCGAAUGGUAUCCUGCAGAUGGUGAUCCUCCGACUCCCAGCACUGAAGACGAUCCCAGGAAGAAGAAAAACACUUUCAAGUUGCUGGUGGCGUCGAUGACUUCGGUCAGCGUCAAGGAUCUUCUCGACAAUAUCAGGCAGUCGAAUUCCGCGUCUUCCAUGAAAUUGGAGACAAUACAAGCACUGAACAUUGUGCUUGCUUCGGGUCCCAACACUGACUCUCGCGUUGCAGUGGCUGGAGGCAACAAAUUUUACCCUUUCGGGUCUCACCCACAGUUUGAAUGUGCCGACUUGGGCUCCGGUCUAAAUGCCCUGAGGGGGUACUAUACUAGUGUCCGAACCGGAGCAAACCGCCUUUUGGUCAAUAUCAACGUUGCUACUGGGGCGUUCUACAAAUCGGGCCCUCUUCUUGCGGUCUUGUAUGAAAUCGAGGGUGGAUAUUCAGAACGGGAGAACUACAGCAAAAAGGCUGCGUUCGUUCGCAAACUCCGUUUCGAGACGAACUACUUGCGACAAAAGGACAAGAAUGGCAACAAAAUCCCGAAACGCAAAGUUCACAGCAUUUUCGAACUCUCGCAGUUUGGCAAGAACAGCACCAACACAACGUUCAAAACUGAUGAUGGCAAAGAGGUCAGCAUUCGGGAUCAUUUCCAGAAAGCUCAUGGGAUUAAGCUCAAAGAGCCCAAUGCACCACUGGUGAAUUAUGGUGACCGCAACAAGCCCAAAUGGAUCCCAGCGGAGUUGUGCACCGUGCUGGGCGGACAGCUGGCUCGACGCCUUCUACAAGGUGAACAGACUCGAGCAAUGGUUGAGUUUGCGGCUCGGCCACCGUUCGAGAACGCCACCAGUGUAGAGCAGGAUGGCUUGCAAGUCGUGAAGCUCAAAGCAGGUUUGGAUGAUCACCUGAAGGAUUUCAAGAUAAAUGUGGUCCCGAAUCUAUUGACAGUCAAGGGUCGGAUUCUUCCUUCGCCAAUGUUGCAAUACAGACAGAAGGCGCAUCAACCCGACAAUGGCGCUUGGAAUCUCGACGUUCGUCAACUUGGCCAAAAGCCUUUUAGGAUCGCGAAACCGCUUGGGGCGUGGAACUGUAUCAUCAUCAAUUCCGGUCGUUAUCCCACUAUCCGCGGUGGAUCCGAGGCGGUCUUUCCGGUCUUGCAAGAAUUUCGCAACGCCCUGGACACAUAUGGGCUAGCUCCUGGGCCUGUACAGCCACCAGUGGACGUUGACAUUGACGCCAAGGCUGUUGCAAACCGUGACGUCCAGUACGUAAUGAAAACGAUUGAGGAUGCACUUCGAAGCAAGAUGAAGGCAAAGCCUAAAUUUCUUCUGGUUCUGCUACCUAGCGACAAUGCCGUCAUUUACGAUUGCGUCAAGUCUGUAUGCGACUGGAAACAUGGAAUUGCAAAUAUUUGCAGUAUUGCCCAAAAAUUCACCAAGGAGAAGGGGCAAAUGCAGUAUUUUGCAAACCUGGCCCUGAAAUUCAACCAGAAGCUGGGCGGGGUCAACCAUUCCAUUGAUGUGAAGAGCCUCAGCCCCCUUGACCAGAACACCAUACUGUUCGGAAUCGAUGUCACGCAUCCUUCGCCUGGAAGCUCGGAGAUGUCACCUAGUAUCGCAGGCGUUGUUGCAUCGAUCGACUCAAAUUUCUCCCAAUAUCCCGCCAGCAUGCGGACGCAGGAAGGAAGGAAAGAGAUGGUGACUGACCUUGAGGAAAUGAUCAUCGAGCGCCUGCAACUUUGGCAACAGAAGAACCAGGGCCGUUUGCCGACUAAAGUGAUUGUGUAUCGCGACGGAGUAUCUGAAGGACAGUAUUCUAUUGUCCUGAACGAGGAAUUCCCGCACUUCAUCAGAGCGUUUAAGAAGCUGUAUGGGAAGCCCGAGAAGCAUCCCAAGAUAUCGAUUGUUGUCGUCGGAAAACGCCAUCACACACGUUUCUAUCCUACGAAGAAGGAGGAUACCGACGGUCGCAGCGGCAAUCCAAAGCCGGGCACUGUGGUUGACCGUGGUGUCACCGACGAGAGACUUUUUGAUUUCUUCCUUCUGGCCCACCAGGGACUUCAGGGAACAUCCAAGCCGGCGCAUUACGUGGUGUUGAAGGACGAUAAUAAGUUCGGGGCGGAUCAGCUCCAGAGCUUGACGCACAAUUUGUGCUACACCUUUGCUCGUGCCACGCGUGCCGUUAGCAUUUGUCCACCCGCAUACUACGCUGAUCUUCUUUGUGAGCGAGGGCGUUGUUAUAUCAAUGCGGUUCUAAAGGGCGGUGAUGGGGCUAUCGAAUAUCAGAAGAAUGCCCACUGGUCGAGGGAUGUUCAUCCGGCCCUCAUGCAGACCAUGUAUUAUCUUUAA